Messenger RNA from Impatiens glandulifera, 2542 nucleotides. Its product is annotated as ABC transporter G family member 26. Gene Ontology annotation, molecular function: ATP binding; ATP hydrolysis activity; ABC-type transporter activity. The coding region runs from base 286 to 2328 and encodes 680 amino acids. The record is from RefSeq and is a predicted model, not a curated record. Gene Ontology annotation, cellular component: membrane. NCBI's taxonomy places the organism in Eukaryota, Viridiplantae, Streptophyta, Magnoliopsida, Ericales, Balsaminaceae. The transcript is spliced from 8 exons.
CCUCCUAGAAAGUUGCAGAAGAAGAUUAAUGGAGAUACAAAAAAACAGAAAAGAAGGGUAGAAGUUAGAUAAAAUCAUAGUCAUGUAAACUUCGUUUGUUUAAAAGUCUCCUAAAUAGCGAGUAUGCACAUAAAUAAUGUGUUUCAACAAUUAGCUUUAUUCUCUCUCUCUCUCUUUUUCUCUCCUCUCUAUAGGCAGGUUAUUGGUUAAUUCUAGCUGAAUCACUUAUAAGUAUCAACAAUUUCCAAUGUCUUUCCUUCAAUCCCUAAAUCAUCUUCAAAGAUCAUGGAGGACGAGAUUAAUCACCUCUCCCUUUCUCCACCUACAUUGGGUUCCAUCCAAAUUUCAGGUACAAAUGGUUUUGGUCACAACAUUGAGUUCAUAUCUCAAGCUUAUCUUAGAAACAGAAGUUCAGAAAUCAACAUUGAUGAUGAUAAUUCCUAUACAAGUAAAGAUUGCCCACUUCCUAUAUAUCUCAAGUUUGAAGAUGUUGAAUACAGGGUGAGGCUUAGUAGAACUGCCUCCAAUCCAGUUAGUGCAGUUGCUUCAAAAGUUUCUUCGAAACUAAACAUUGAGCAAGAUAAUUUUAGGCAGAUAUUGAUGGGUAUAACUGGAAGUAUAAACCCUGGUGAGAUUCUUGCUUUGAUGGGUCCUUCUGGUAGUGGGAAAACUACAUUGUUGAGGAUAAUUGGAGGUAGAUUACGGGAAAACUUAAGAGGGAAAAUAACUUAUAAUGACAUUCCUUAUAAUCCAGCUCUUAAGAGAAGGAUAGGUUUCGUGACUCAAGAUGAUGUGCUCUUUCCUCAAUUGACAGUUGAAGAAACUUUGAUCUUCUCUGCAUUUUUAAGACUUCCAAAUAGUAUGAGCCAAAGACAAAAAUAUGAAAAAGUUGAGAUGAUUAUUAAGGAAUUAGGCCUUGAAAGUUGUCGCCAUACAAGGGUUGGAGGAGGAUUUGUUAAUGGGAUAUCUGGGGGAGAAAGAAAAAGAACAAGUAUAGGUUAUGAGAUUCUUGUUGAUCCUUCAUUACUAUUGCUGGAUGAACCUACUUCAGGCCUUGAUUCAACUUCUGCUAAUAAACUUCUUCAGAUUCUCCUUGGAGUAGCUAAGGCUGGAAGGACAGUAAUCACAACCAUUCACCAGCCUUCUAGCAGGAUGUUUCACUUGUUUGACAAAGUUCUUCUAAUAUCAGAAGGCCAUCCAAUCUACUAUGGAAAACCUAGAGAAUCUCUAGAAUAUUUCUCUUCUCUGAGAUUUGUUCCCGAAAUACCCAUGAACCCGGCUGAGUUUUUUCUAGACAUGGCCACUGGACAGGUAAACGACAUUCAAAUCCCCGAUGAUUUGCGUGCUUCAAUGGGUAGUGCCAACUUUGAAAAGAUCGUAAUCAAGUACCUACAAGCUAAAUACAAAGCCUUGGUGGAACCGAAAGAGAAAGCGAAUCAAAUGAACAUGACGAGCCCCGAAGAUCUUCAGGUUGCAAUUCAAAGGAAGAAGGAUUGGACUAUGAGUUGGUGGCAACAGUUCAAGAUAGUAUCGAAGAGAACUUAUAGGGAGAGAUGCAAAGAUUAUUUUGACAAGUUAAGAAUGAUUCAAGCACUUGGAGUUGCGGUUUUGCUUGGCCUUCUUUGGUGGAACUCCCAAACUGAAACCGAAGCUCAACUAAGAGAUCAGAUUGGUUUGAUGUUCUACAUUUGCAUUUUCUGGACUUCUUCUUCAAUAUUCGGCGCUGUCUAUGUUUUCCCAUUCGAGAAAAUCUAUCUGGUGAAAGAAAGGAAGGCCGACAUGUAUAGGUUAAGCGUGUACUACGUUUGCAGCACGUUAUGCGACAUGAUGGCACAUAUAAUCUAUCCCACAUUUUUCAUGUCCGUUUUGUAUUUCAUGGUCGGUUUUACAAGGACUGCUACUUGCUUCUUCACGACGCUCUCAGCAAUCCUACUCAUCGCCAUCACAAGCCAAGGGGCAGGAGAACUCUUUGGUGCAGCAGUUCUAAGCAUCCAAAGGGGCGGAAUGAUCGCUUCUUUUGUUUUAAUGCUCUUCUUGUUGUCGGGAGGGUACUACGUUCAGCAUAUACCGAAAUUUAUGAGAUGGUUGAAGUACAUAUCGUUCAUGUAUCACGGUUUUAGGCUUCUACUAAAGGUGCAAUAUUCUGGUGACCAACCGUAUGAAUGCGAAAGCAAAGGUGGGUGUCGCCCAUUGCAGAGCUCGCCUUCGUUUGACUUGGUUAACUUGGAUGGAGGACUCGAAGAAGUUUGGAUUCUCUUGGGCAUGGCUUUAGGUUAUCGUGUAUUGACAUAUCUUUCCCUUCGCCAUAGAAUCAACAAUUGCAAAUAAUUCUGUGAAGUUUAUAAGUGACAAUUUAAGAUGAGAGAUCUUGGGGAAACUUAAUCAAACUUAUAUACUAUACAACAACAAAAACUCAUUCCCUUAACCCAUUUAUGUGUUUCUUUAUGGUUAAUUUGUAAUCAACAAUAAAAUGACACACAUUUCUAUUAAAAUGAUUUAUGUGAAACUUUAGGGUAUAUAUUUGUUUAUUUACACAAUCAUU